Molecule: messenger RNA, 2737 nt
Organism: Echinops telfairi (small Madagascar hedgehog)
Lineage: Eukaryota; Metazoa; Chordata; Mammalia; Afrosoricida; Tenrecidae
Gene: CHAF1B
Product: chromatin assembly factor 1 subunit B
Exons: 15
Coding region: 85-1881 (598 amino acids)
Biological process (GO): nucleosome assembly; DNA replication-dependent chromatin assembly
Cellular component (GO): CAF-1 complex; nucleus
Molecular function (GO): protein binding
Source: RefSeq, a predicted model, not a curated record
AUGGGUUGGCGGAACCUUUGACUGUCCCAGCUCCUGAAGGAGACCCAUUAGCUUUUAGAAGCCGUGGCUCAGCGAGCCUGGUAAAUGUUCCAUCUCGAUGCUAACGUGAACGUCCUUUCGCCAGAUAACAUGCCUUCUUUACCGUGUCUUUGGGGGAAAAACGCUGCUGGAGAACCUUUUGCCCCUCCGAGACCCAGAAGGAUGAAAGUCAUCACUUGUGAAAUAGCCUGGCACAACAAGGAGCCGGUGUACAGCCUGGACUUCCAGCAUGGGACAGCUGGGCAGAUCCACAGACUGGCCUCUGGAGGGGUGGACACUACCGUGAGGAUAUGGAAAGUAGAAAAAGGACCAGAUGGAAAAGCCAUUGUAGAAUUUUUGUCCAAUCUUGCUCGCCAUACCAAAGCCGUCAACGUUGUGCGUUUUGCUCCAAAUGGGGAAAUUUUAGCCUCAGGAGGAGAUGACGCUGUCAUCCUGCUGUGGAAGGUGAAUGACAACAAGGAGCCCGAGCAGAUUGCUUUCCAGGAUGAUGAUGAGGCACAGCUGAACAAGGAGAACUGGACCGUUGUCAAAACUCUGAGGGGUCACUUGGAAGACGUCUAUGAUAUCUGCUGGGCAGCCGAUGGGAACGCAAUGGUUUCCGCCUCUGUGGACAACACAGCUAUCAUGUGGGACGUCAGUAAAGGACAGAAGAUAUCAAUUUUUAAUGAACAUAAAAGUUAUGUACAAGGAGUAACCUGGGAUCCUUUGGGCCAAUACAUCGCUACCUUGAGUUGUGACAGGGUGCUGCGGGUGUACACCACACAGAAGAAACGCGUGGCCUUUAAUGUUUCCAAGAUGCUGUCCGGAAUAGGGGCUGAAGGAGAGGCGAGAAGUUACCGCAUGUUUCACGAUGACAGCAUGAAGUCUUUCUUCCGGAGGCUCAGCUUCACGCCGGACGGGUCCUUGCUUCUCACACCAGCUGGAUGUGUGGAAGCUGGUGAAAACGUAACCAACACCACUUACGUUUUCUCCCGGAGAAACCUGAAAAGGCCUAUCGCUCAUCUUCCGUGUCCUGGAAAAGCAACGUUUGCUGUUCGCUGCUGCCCAGUCUACUUUGAAUUGAAGCCGGUAGUGGAAGCAGGCCCGGAGCUGAUGAACCUGCCGUACCGCAUGGUGUUUGCGGUGGCUUCCGAGGACUCCGUGCUCUUCUAUGACAGCCAGCAGUCUUUCCCCUUUGGCUACGUGUCUAACAUACACUAUCACACCCUGAGCGAUGUUUCUUGGUCUAGCGAUGGGGCCUUCCUGGCCAUCUCCUCCACGGACGGCUACUGCUCCUUUGUGACAUUUGGGAAGGACGAGCUGGGAGUCCCUUUGAAAGAGAAACCCGUUUUGGACCUGCGAAGCCCCGACACAGCAAAGAAAGCAAAGGGUCAGACACAACAAGGGUCUUCCCCUGGACCCAGAUCGGUGGAAGGCACUCCCACCAGUAGAACCCAGGACCCCAGCAGCCCCAGCACCACCCCACCUCAGGCCAAGCUGCCCCCAGCCCCGGCAGCAGUCAAGGACCCGCUCUCAACCACGCCCAGCCUCAAGGGCGCUCUGCCAGGGUCUGCAGAGGAGAAGACCCCACAGGCCAGCGGCCCUGGCGGGAAAGCCCCCCAGCCCCGCAGGGUCACUCUGAACACGCUGCAGGCCUGGAGCAAGACAGCACCCCGGAGAAUAAACUUGACGCCUUUAAAAACAGACACCGUGCUGAAUGCUGUGCCGUCCGGUGUAACCUCCACUCCCUCCACAGAGGAAGCUCAGUCAGAGCCGCCUACAGAACCUCAGUGCUCUGAGCCCAAAGAGAAACAUCCCCGGCUCAGUGACAACAGUGCCAGCACCCCGAGUUCGGACCCUUGAGGAGCACUGACUUGCACACCGGGGACACCCAUGUGCACAGAGGAAGGCGGGGCUGGGGGUGCCCAGGACCAGGGCCGUCAGCCAAGCUGGGAACAGUCCUGUGCGGAUUGUGUCCUGUAACAGGAAACACACAUAUCCAGAUUUUCCUCCAGAAACAUGUUUGUCGUAUCCAGUGUAUGUUAUUUUUAUUGUGGUAAAAGGUAUGUCUAAUGAAAUAUGUUGCUUUUCCAGUAGUCUCGCCAUGGACAGCUUUGUGACAUUGAUUGAGCUCAUCUUAGCAGCCACCCCCACUGUUGCUGUAACCCGCAGAAGCAGCUCCCCUAAGUGCCUCCUAGGCAGUGAGCCUCCUUUCCCCCCACCCUGCCCAGGUGACCACCAAUAAGGCUUGGCCCCCAGAUGUUGGCCUGCUUCACGUCAGCGAUGUCACACAAUAGGUAUCUGCCCGCCUGUUGACUGACUCAGUGCCCUCAGCCUAGCGUUCCAGGUCCCUCCGUGUCUGCGCGGCGCGGCAGGGUUUCCUGUCUCUCCCUGACCAAGGGACAGUCCAAAGUUGGUGGAAGAACAGAAGUGGAACAUGACGGAACUUUUCUUUCUCCCCGCUAGUCCUUUGAGGGGGCUGAUGACAUCAUAAACGAAGGGGGCUCCUGCCUUCUGGCUGUGGUUCAUCAGCUGCAGUGAACCCUGGUGCUUGGCGUACACUUGAGCUCAGGCGUGUGAGCCUUUUAGUGUUGUAGACCAAGAAGCAGCAAACUUGAGAUGGAAGUGCCAACCCUGCCCCUCACAGCAAUGUGAAAACGAUUCGAGAGUCAGCAAUAUAUUUUUACGAAUAAAGGUUUAAAGUAACAUUCUAAUGAAA